GCAGCCGUCUGAUCAGGAGGUGAAGGACUUCCUGAGCCAGGAUGGCUCCAUGGCUGACAGUUCGUCUCGUCGCAGCUCAGCUAACAGUCUGUUCCUGAAGGCGAUGGACGGCCGUCCUCGCCGGCGUCGGAGUCUCUACUCCCUCGCCGCCCGAGGCUGGGGAAGCCCCCAGAGCCCCCUGCCCCCCAACGGAAGCCAGUCCAGCCUGAAGGACCCCCUGGCCUUGGAAUUGGAGGACCUGCCUGUCCCUUCCAACGGCGUCGUCCACCGCCGGCCGUCUGCCACAGAGCUGUUCCUCGCUCCGCUCAAACAAUUUAUCUCUCAGAGCCAGAAGGCCCUCGAGUACCUGAGCACUAGCUCCCCUGACAACGGCGACAACAUCGACAGUGCCAACAAUGGCGAGAAUGCUGACACCAUUGAUCACAUCAACAGUGCCGAAUGUGCCGACAGCACAAACCGCAGUGACAAUGCAGAUUGUGGCGAAUACGGUGACGCCACUGACUAUAGCGACAACACCGACAAGGUAGACCGCGGUGUCAAUGCAGACUGUGGCGAAUACGGUGACGCCACUGACUAUAGCGACAACACAGACAAGGCAGACUGCGGUGACAAUGCAGAUUGUGGCGAAUACGGUGACGCCACUGACUAUAGCGACAACACAGACAAGGCAGACCGCGGUGACAAUGCAGACUGUGGCGAAUACGGUGACGCCACUGACUAUAGCGACAACACCGACUAUGGCAAAAACGCAGACUGCACUGAUAAACCUGACAACAGCGACAGAAUUGAUCGCGGCAACACUGAAAGUUCAGACUGCGGCAACGAUGCAGAUAACGAUGAAUGCGCAGACAGCGCCGAUCGUGGCAACAACACUGACGGCUCCCACUGUGACGGCAGCGACUACGGCAACAGUGCAGAGAGCUCCGAAAACACAGACUGUGAUUAAAUGAUUUGAUUGAAUAACAAACGACUCGACCUGUUCAUGUGCUGUCAGCUGAAAAUCUUUAUCUGAAACGAAACUUGAUCGUAACGGACUUUCAGUUCAAGGCGGACAUGAGUGUGAGAAAGUUUUAUCCUUAAACAAUAUAUUAUUAUUUGAAUUUAUCAACAGAAUCCAGCCCUGUCCACGGCUACACGUAUUUCUAAAAACAUAGCGUGUUUUAGGUCACUGAAGACCUUUUUGAAAACUCCUUCCAGGGUGAAGAUCUGCAGAAACCCUGUUUGAAGUGUGCAGACAGUGAAACUGAGUUUUGGGUUCGUGACGUCAGAGUUUACGUCGUGAUCUUUUGAUUUAGACGAGGAGGUAAAACCCCGUUUAUAAAAAUCUCUGUACGCGUGGACCAGGCCUCUGUUUCUCUGCUGUUUGUGUAACUCUGUAUCUACGAAGCCUUCAUGUAAAAAGUAAAGCGCAUCUGUUCCAACAUGCUGCUGACUGACAUCUUAAAAUA
Messenger RNA from Micropterus dolomieu (smallmouth bass), 1448 nucleotides. RefSeq names its product N66 matrix protein-like. Bases 50 to 946 code for a protein of 298 amino acids. The transcript has a single exon. The record is from RefSeq and is a predicted model, not a curated record. Lineage: Eukaryota; Metazoa; Chordata; Actinopteri; Centrarchiformes; Centrarchidae.